AUGGGGCUUACUUCAUUGGCGGUUGCCGUCGCUGGAUUCAUGUAUAUCUCAUUUGGCCACUGUAAAGCGUCAAGCUCGCAGACUACGGAUGACAUAUCGAGUUGUGGAAGCGUGUGGAUGCCCAGGGAAGAUGUCACAAUCGCUCAGGGAUCCGAUUCGCGCAGAGGAUUUAGCACUGCAGUGGAAACAUUCUGCAAUGCAGCAAAUGGCCAGAUUGUGAAGCCCAGCGGAUAUCUUUCAUUGGCAACAGAAGUAUUCUUAAAUGGCGGCAAGGAUCCCGCAACCUAUGGCAUCUUAGGAUUCGUAUAUUUUGAGGUUCACAAUAAAGAGACGACGGACCAUACUAUUUCAGCUGAGGACUGCGCAAAGUACCUCCUUGCACUGAGUGUGGAUGGCGGCCAGUGUUCUGGACAGACUAAUCACGACACUAAAGGAGGCACUUGGCAAGUAGGUACCAAUGGCAUAUCAUAUCAUGCUCUUGGGAAUGAAGUGCCACCGAAACAAGAUGCGAUUAACAAACUGUUCUCCGGUACCGCUUUGGAGGCUCAGAGUGUGAAUAAAGGUUCUGGCGCACCUCUAAACCCUUGGCCUUUGGAUUCUUUAAACAGCGUCAAACCUACAGCUUGCCACAGCCAUAACGACUACACUCGCAAUAUUCCGAUAUAUUCCGCGAUGAGUGCGGGCUGUAUUGGUAUAGAAGCCGAUGUUUUCUACUCGAAUGGGGAUGUCAUCAUCGGACACACCAUUCCCACACCGGGAAGGACAUUGACAAUUCAGUACAUCGAGCCGUUACGAGCGGUUCUUGAUCACAACAACGGGGGUUCACCCGGUACUACUGGCCUAUACAAGGCUAAGCCCCAGCAGAGCAUCACGUUGCUUGUCGAUUUCAAGACUUCUGAUACCGAAACACUGGAUGCCGUCGUGAAGGCGCUCCAGCCAUUGCGAGAUGGCGGUUAUCUCAGCCACCUUGAGGAGGGCAAGUUUGUCGAGAAGCAAAUCACGGUGGUAGCAAGCGGAAGCGCACCAUUUGAUCGAAUUGAUUCAGGCGAUGGUGUUCCAAACCGAGAUGUAUUCUAUGAUGCCAAAGUGGACCAGUGGGAUGCCAAAUACACCAGUUCGAACUCCUAUUACGCCUCAGCAGAUUUCGAAUCGGCGAUAGGUAGCCCGGGGAGCGCAGACGAUUUCAAUGAGGACGAGAAAAGUAAAGUGCAAUCUCAGGUGGAAAAUGCGCAUUCCGCCGGCCUUAAAGUCCGAUAUUACAAUUUGCCAGGGGAUUAUAUGUGGGAGCCGUUAGCCAGCCUCGGGGUUGAUAGGUUAAACGCGGAUGACAUGUAUGACACAGCUAAACUUAUUCGAAUAAACUAA
Molecule: messenger RNA, 1365 nt
Organism: Hypoxylon trugodes
Lineage: Eukaryota; Fungi; Ascomycota; Sordariomycetes; Xylariales; Hypoxylaceae
Exons: 5
Coding region: 1-1365 (454 amino acids)
Biological process (GO): lipid metabolic process
Molecular function (GO): phosphoric diester hydrolase activity
Source: RefSeq, a predicted model, not a curated record